AUGGCUCGAACAGCAGCAGAUAACAUCAGUAAAAUUAUGGGUAUAGUCGCCGUUGUUUUCGGUUUUGUUGCUCUAGUACUUACUUGUGUGGGUGUUGGUACCAUCCAGUGGUACAUCAGUGGUAAUGCAAACUAUAUAACUAGUGCAACCAAUUUCUUCUCAUACUGUACUUAUGAUGGAACAACUGGAAACCAAAUUAGCUGUUCACAACGCACCGCAUACGCUCAUCCUUUUUGCGAUGCUUCCUACACAGCAUCAACUGUCGCAAUCAGUAAUAGCGAUUGCCACUAUCGAAUGCGAAAUGCGGCUGCUUUAACUCUUGUCGGUAUUAUCCUUCUCGCCUUUGGCAUGGUCCUUACACUUGUAAUGGCAUUGGGAUUAUUAAGCGAAUGGUUCCUCAAUUUAAUCCCCGGUAUCUUACUCUUCCUAGCUAGUCUUUUCAUGUUAGCCGGAUUAGCGGAAGGUGCUCGUUAUAUCGCUUACAAUAGUUAUUCAGCCAGUUUAUAUGAAGCCGGCCAUCUGUUCACAAUACUUUCACUCUUCUUGAGUUCAUUUGCAGGAGGUCGUAUUGCUUUCGCAUGUGGUGGUGGAAAAUAA
Adineta ricciae is the source of this 597-nucleotide messenger RNA. NCBI's taxonomy places the organism in Eukaryota, Metazoa, Rotifera, Eurotatoria, Adinetida, Adinetidae. The record is from the annotation of a GenBank genome assembly.